UCCUAUCUUCUUCUUGUUCGAAGAUGGCUUCCUCGGUUGCUACGUUGUCUACGUUCGGUUAAACUUCAAUAAUGCAAUCACUUAACCUUUUUUCAUGGAUUUUCCUUGUACUUUUUACGAGGUAUCUCUGCCUUGGAUUUUCCGGUGUGACCAGGAAUAUUAGCGAGUUGUUGACUUCCAAAGAUGCACUCGAAAAUCGUUUGAAAGAUUCCGGAGCUGAAUGGCCAUUUUGUGUUUUUUACAGAGAUCCGAAAAUUCCUCCAUCCAAGCUUGAGCAAAGCUUUUUAGAGUUUUUGAAUAGUUUAGCACAUGAUAAUCCUUACAAAGAAUGGAGCACUGUAGCAUUCAACCUUGACAAGGGAAUGUUAUCAUGGGAAGGCCACCCAGGUAUGGUUCCUCUUCUUCAGUGCUUCAUUGGAACAGCUUCUUCACCAUUGAGUUACCCAUCACCUGACAGACCCCAUAAAACAACCAGCUCAUUGAGAAAAUGGUUUGAAACUUUGAGGAGGAUGUUUUCCAAAAGACUGUCACCAUUCACUACAAAUCACCUAUCUCAGGAAGUUGGUAGUCAUAAAGGUUACACUUUAGUGGGAAUUCCUGGUCAGUUUUAUCACCAACAAAUAGAAAACACAUUUAAAAAGUUGGCUAAGAUUUGGGAGGAAAAGAUACAAGUGUUUGUUGUUAUUCCAUCCUCAGAUGUUGAGGAAUAUAUGAUUGAGGCAUACAACAUCAGCAAGGUUCCUGCCAUUGUAGUGUUCAACUCUCAAGAGUGGAAAGAAAAAGAAAAGUCUUCAUUAGUUUUACAAAGUGUUCUUGAAGUAGAAGAGAAAAGACUUCAAGUAAUGCUGGUCACCCUACACAGCCAAGCUUACCAAUUGAAUCUGGAUAAUUUCUUUGAUGAAGUGUUGGAGACAAAACAUCCACAGCUGCCCAUAGUGGUGUGUUUUUAUUCUCCAAGAAGUCCACGAACCCUUAAUUACUUGGAUGCUUUCCAUCGAUCAUAUGACACACUCACAAGAAUGAAACUCCAAGUGCGAUUUGCAAUGCUCAACAUCAUGAGUUACCCAGAAGUGAUAGCAAGAUAUGUGAUUGCAUCAGAUGUGUACGCUGUCCCUUUUACCGUCGUUUUCUGGCAGGAAAGAGAAUCAACUUCACAGAGGUUUAUAAUUAAACAACAAUUAUAUGACAAAGAUGUGCCCACUCCACUACUUCUUUAUGAAUUUCUGCAAACAUUGCCAGUUGUUGUGCUUCCCACCGCGCCAGAUGAUGAUGAUGAUGAUGUUGAUGAAGUCUUUAAUCCAUGGAAGGAAAGUGAUGACGCUAAGAAAGUGUGCAACCUUGAUAUAUCAGAAGACAAGUGUGUCGAAGGAGAUAACAGCACUGUUACAGAUUUUGAGCACAAUAACGUUAUGUUUGGACCUCCUUUACCUCCACCUUCCUGGCAGACAAAGGCUCAAGUUCAGAAGAAACAACAGAAAAAGCUUCAGUUUCAUUACGUGAAUGAUAAAACCUGGUCUUCUCUGGUUGAGCAAUCCGUUGGUCCAGUCAAGUCGUACACUACCGCAGCUUUUCCAACCAUGCAAACUUCUCGUCUGUUUUCUGUAUCUUUGAUUGUGUUUCUUCAAGAGGGCUGCAGCUACUGCAAUCAGGUUUUACCAACAAUUGAACGAAUAUCAUCGGACGCCAAGUAUUUAGGGGCGUCUGUGUUUGUACACAACUGUUCAACAGACCCUCUAACGUGUCAGCGGUAUGGCGUCACAGGCUUCCCAACGCUCACAGCUUUCCGCAGUCUGAGCUGGUCUGCAGUCGAGAGUUGUUCAAGUUCUCAUUCAACUUACAUCAGGCUGGACUACCACGGACCGAUAAUAGCAAAACUUGUACUAGAGUGGUUAUCCAACGUUAGUCAGCCGGCUGUGGAUAGAAGAUAUUUAUUCGACUCUAUUCCUGAAAUGGAUAUGGACGUCAGGUUGAUUGGCACGCUAUACACACGGACUCUUGCUCGCCGCUAUCUUGCCACAACUCUUGCCAACAAAUGGUACCCUUUUCACUGUUUUCAACUAGUUUGUGAGCUUCUCUAUGGUCGCGUACCUUGCUUUGCGAUUUACACCAGAGAUGUUGUUGAUGAUGGAAGUAAAACGAAAGCAAAAGAUCAAGAUCUUGUGCUAUCAAAGGUACACUUUACACUCUAUUAUUUACACCAAUAGAUUGGCUGCUCCGUAAUAGCCAUAACUAGUCUAAGGCGGGUCAGUAUAAUUAACAAUGGUAAUAGGACCGAGGGGAGAUUCUUAAAUUCAUACAUUUACAGAUACGAAAUGCCCAAGAACUUCAAAUGUGAAUACAACCACAAAAUAUGCACAGAUAUUGCUUUGCGCUUUGUUCAAGAUCACCGAAGACUUCCAGUUCUUCAUAUGACCUCAGCUGCGUUUCACACCAAGUUGGGAUCUGAAGAGAAUGCGAACUUCGAACCUUAUGCACACAACUUGCCCAUACUGUUCGCACUGGCACACAAGAACAACAUAUCGAAAGACAGCUCGUUUUAUAAGGAGCUCCUAGAAUCAGCUUACACAUUGUACAAUGAAAUGGUGUUUGUGACUUUGGAUAUAGACGAGUUUGCGCACUGGGCAAGUCGUUUUGUACCUCGAGAUUACCAUGCCAAGCAUGCUUUUGGUAAGACGCCUUUUUCCUUCUCUGAGUUGUACCACUAUCCUCGGCUAUGUAUCAUUCAACACGACGAUCAUCAACAUGCCGCUUUCUAUCCUCCUAUCGAAGAGCUACAUGGUAUGGGGACUAGAAUCCAGGCGCGGCUCAAUCAGAUAACUUCCCAGCAGAUUAUAAAAUUUGCUCAGGAUUACUUAAGGGAUCCUUCGGCGUUAAUUGUGAAAACGGAAUAUUUCUAAAUAUAUAUAAGACGAUUUUGAAAUACAAUGGAACCUAUUUUUUAACACCUCUUUCAGGGGCAUCCCUAUUCAAAGAACAGAACCUGUGGUCCCGAUUGUAAAAAUGUUUUCGUGGUUUUAGAAAGGGACAUCCCAAAUUCAGGGGACUCUUUUUGUAGUACCAAGGGUGCCCCCCUAAAUUGAGAUUAUUCGGUAUAUGUUAACUCUAUACAGGGGAUUUUUUUAUAGUCCUAGGGGUGCCCCUGAAAGUAGGUUCCACUUUAGCCUCAGGUAAAUUAUAAUGGCUAGGUUAUAAAAAUAUUGCUGAAACUUUACUCCUCUUCUGUGUAGUUUCAAUCUCAUGUACUUUCUUUAGGCAAUAUUCAAAGGACAUUUUUUUGCGCAAAGCACACGCAAUGUAAAUAAUCAAACAAUUCUGCUACUCCUUGUGAAAUAAGAUAUUUAUUUUUAUACGUAUUUAUUCAAGACGUAGCUUUAGUGGUUCAUAAUUUUUUUUACUCUGUAUCAAAUUAAACUGCGCUUUUUGUUU
Molecule: messenger RNA, 3426 nt
Organism: Pocillopora damicornis (cauliflower coral)
Lineage: Eukaryota; Metazoa; Cnidaria; Anthozoa; Scleractinia; Pocilloporidae
Source: RefSeq, a predicted model, not a curated record